UGUGCCGCCCAUCUCGCAGCUCGAUUGCCCGGCGUCGUGGCGGCUCUACUUCGCAGGAGUGAGCUACGAUCCGGAAGAUCGCAGAACGAAGCUCUUUGGCGAUCUGGUGGAGUUUUUCCGGUGCCAAUCCGGCCAACAACUUCUUUCCAAGGUGCAGGAGAACGACGACAUAUUCGUCCUUCCCCUCGAUUUCGUUGCUCUCAAGGCGCUGUGCCAGAAUGAAGAUCUUGACGCGGCACUGGAGGCCGUUCCAAGCGAGGGAAUCUCGUGCUUGGGAGCUGCUGCGUAUGAGGUGCUCUUUUGUUCUGGCAAGAAAGUCGACGCCUCUGGAAAAGUUCACAUUCGACUAUACAACCAUCCGGACUCCAUGCUUGCUCUCAAGCAUCUAAAGGCCGCAUAUAUUGGAAGGCUGGUUUCCGUUCGUGGCACUGUGGUGCGAAUGAGUAUGGUCCGGCCAUUGGUAACGCAAAUGAAUUUCGUCUGUGCGAAAUGCGGCUCUGUCAUCCACUGUACUUUCACCGACGGCAAGUAUUCACCGCCGACGAGUUGUGUCCUUCAUGGAUGUAGGAGUAAGAACUUUACACCGAAAAGAACACAGGUCGGAUGCAUCGACUUCCAAAAAAUAAGGUUACAGGAGUUGCAUGUUGGUGAAGGCUACGAAGAAGGAAGAGUGCCGCGUACUGUGGAAUGCGAGCUCACGGAGGACUUGGUUGAUGUGUGCAUGCCCGGUGAUGUCGUGACCGUGUGUGGAAUAGUGAAAGUUGUCAACACUAACGUCGAUGUGGGUGGUGGCAAAUCGAAAAACAAGACACAGUGCUUGUUUUAUCUUUACAUUGAAGCGAUCUCUGUGAUUAACUCGAAAAACGAGAGCAGAAACUCUGACAAAGAAAAACAUCCUGAUGCAAGGGCUGCAGCACCACCGAAUGCACAGCAGUUCACCAGCCGGGACAUGGAAUUCAUUGUCAAGUUUGCGGAAGAACAUGGCUCAGAUCUUUUCCGGCAAAUGCUGCACUCAGUCUGUCCGUCUAUCUACGGCCAUGAACUCGUGAAAGCUGGUAUCACACUGGCACUAUUUGGAGGGGUCCAAAAGCAUGUCCAAGAUGAAAAUAAGGUACCGGUGAGGGGAGAUAUCCAUGUCAUCAUAGUCGGAGACCCUGGUCUUGGGAAGAGCCAACUUUUGCAAGCAGCUGCUACGGUGGCUCCAAGGGGAAUCUAUGUUUGCGGAAAUACAACAACGACCGCGGGUCUCACUGUAGCUGUUGUAAAAGAUGCAAUGACAGGCGAUUUCGUAUUUGAAGCAGGAGCUAUGGUUCUUGCGGAUAGGGGGACAUGUUGCAUUGACGAGUUUGAUAAGAUGACAGCAGAACACCAGGCUUUAUUGGAAGCAAUGGAACAGCAAAGCGUGUCCAUUGCAAAAGCCGGUCUUGUUGCCAGCUUGUCGGCGAGAACUUCUGUUCUGGCUGCCGCCAAUCCUGUUGGCGGACACUACAAUCGAGCAAAAACAGUCAAUGAGAACCUCAAGAUGAGCGCUGCUUUACUUUCGCGCUUCGAUCUGGUCUUUAUUCUUCUGGACAAGCCCGAUGAGGUUUUAGAUAAAAGACUAUCAGAACACAUUAUGGCGCUUCACGCUGGCUCUGAAACACGUUCCAAUGCUUCCAAACAAUCACCACAAUGCAAAUUUGCUGCAGAGUUUGGACUCGGCACAUCGCUUGCAGUGAGACUCAAGCAGAGUCCCGACUUCACACCCUUACCGCCACCCCUUCUCCGCAAGUACAUUGCUUAUGCAAAACACUAUGUGUUUCCGAGAAUGUCAAACGCUGCUGCAGAUGUUCUGCAAAAGUUCUACUUGCAACUUAGGAGCCACAGCCAUAGUGCCGACGGCAGUCCCAUCACCGCAAGACAGCUCGAGAGCCUCGUGCGGCUGGCAGAGGCUCGAGCCAAAGUUGAGCUGCGGGAAGAAAUAACCGAGCAGGAUGCUAAGGACGUGGUGGAAGUAAUGAAAGAGUCACUGUACGAUAAGUUCAUGGACGAACACGGCUGCGUUGAUUUUGGUCGAAGCGGCGGGAUGAGCCAGCAAAAGGAGGCCAAGCGCUUCCUCAACGCUCUCCAGCGCAAGUCGGACCUCCAAGAAAAGGCCGUCUUCAAUGUUUCUGAGCUGUACGUAAUUGCCGACGACAUAAGCUUAAACGUUCCAGACUUGGAGAUGUUCAUCGAGAACCUCAACAAUGCUGGCCACCUUCUCAAGAAAGGUCCAAGAUUGUACCAGGUUACAUCGUCCUCAUUUUCCAGCCAGCGCAACAAGUAGAAAAAAAAGGAAUCUCGUCCGACCUGCCGGAAUCGAACCAGCGA
Molecule: messenger RNA, 2349 nt
Organism: Selaginella moellendorffii
Lineage: Eukaryota; Viridiplantae; Streptophyta; Lycopodiopsida; Selaginellales; Selaginellaceae
Product: probable DNA helicase MCM8
Biological process (GO): DNA replication
Cellular component (GO): nucleus; MCM complex
Molecular function (GO): ATP binding; single-stranded DNA helicase activity; ATP hydrolysis activity
Source: RefSeq, a predicted model, not a curated record